Molecule: messenger RNA, 3014 nt
Organism: Phyllostomus hastatus (greater spear-nosed bat)
Lineage: Eukaryota; Metazoa; Chordata; Mammalia; Chiroptera; Phyllostomidae
Product: antigen WC1.1-like
Exons: 16
Coding region: 1-2931 (976 amino acids)
Cellular component (GO): membrane
Source: RefSeq, a predicted model, not a curated record
AUGGGACUAUAUAACCCCCUUCCUGCUGUAGGAGCCCCCAUUAAGGACCCGGAAGAUUCCUUGAAUGGUUUGAGAAAGCUAAGACUAUUACCUGUAGACAUGAGGGUCAAAAAGACCAUGAAUGGACACUGCUUCCUCCAAGGACUUGCUUUUUUCCUCUUCAGUGUUCUAGCGAGUGCUCAAGACAGUGGACAGCUCCGCCUGGUGAACGGGGACAGUCGCUGUGCCGGCAGAGUGGAAAUCCUUCACCAGGGCUCCUGGGGCACCAUCUGCUCCGACAAAUGGGACCUGAACGAUGCUCAGGUGGUGUGCAGACAGCUGGGCUGUGGGGAAGCCUUCAAUGCCACAGUUGCUGCUCACUUCGGGGCAGGAUCAGGCCAGAUCUGGCUGGAUGAUGUGAGCUGCACAGGAAAGGAGUCCUACCUGUGGAAGUGCCCUUCCAGGGGCUGGGGACAACACAACUGCUGGCACAGGGAGGAUGCAGGGGUCGUCUGCUCAGAAUUUUUGCGUCUGGUUGGAGGGGAUGAACGCUGCUCAGGUAUAGUAGAAGUACAUUCUAUAAGAGGCUGGAUUCCAGUGUCUGAUGCAAAAUUUACGUGGCCCACUGCUCAGGUCAUCUGUGCAGAGCUGGAGUGUGGCAAAGCCGCAUCUGUCCUAGCGAAUGUGCCUUUCAGAGAGUCAGAUGGACAGACGUGGGCUGAAAAGUUCCAGUGUGAGGGGCAGGAGCCUGCACUCCAGCUCUGUCCCAGAGUGCCCUGUCCAGGAGGUGUUUGCCAGCACAGUGGGGCUGUUCAAGUUGUCUGUUCAGCAUACACAGAAGUGCGGCUCAUGAAAAAUGGCAUCUCUCAGUGUGAAGGACAAGUGGAGAUGAAUAUUUCUGGAGAAUGGAGAAUGCUCUGUGCCUCUCACUGGAACAUGGCCAAUGCCAAUGUUGUCUGUCGUCAGCUCAGCUGUGGAGUUGCCAUCUCUACCCCAAAAGGAGCCUACUUUGUGAGAGGAGGUGGUCAGAUCUGGAAAGCCCAAUUUCACUGCUCAGGGACUGAGUCCUUCCUGUGGAAUUGCCCAAUGACUGCCCUGGGCAUUCCUGACUGUACCCCUGGGAACACAGCCUCUGUGAUCUGUUCAGGAAACCAGACCCAGGGGCUGUCCCAGUGCAACUCAGUGUCUGCACCAGCAAGCUCUGCACUCUCAGAGGAUAUCGCUGCUAACUGCUCAGACAGCAGGCAGCUCCGCUUGGUGGAUGCAGGCAGUCGCUGUGCUGGCAGGGUAGAGAUCCUUCACCAGGACUCCUGGGGUACCAUCUGUGAUGACAGCUGGGACCUGAAUGAUGCUCAGGUGGUGUGCAGACAGCUGGGCUGUGGGGAAGCCCUCAAUGCCACAGUCUCUGCUCACUUUGGGCCAGGAUCAGGCCAGAUCUGGCUGGAUGAUGUGAACUGCACAGGAAGGGAGUCCCACCUGAGGAAGUGCCCUUCCCAGGGCUGGGGACAGCACAACUGCCAGCACAAGGAGGAUGCAGGGGUCAUCUGCUCAGAGUUCCUGGCCCUGAGGAUGGUGAGCGAGGACCAGGAGUGCGCCGGGUGGCUGGAAGUUUUCUACAAUGGGACCUGGGGCAGUGUCUGCCGCAGCCCCAUGGAAGCCAUGACCUUGUCCAUGAUCUGUAGACACCUUGGCUGUGGGGACAGGGGGACCCUUGACACUUCUAUUGAUUAUAGAGAAGGUUCUAGACCCCGGUGGGUGGAUGGAAUCCAGUGUCGGAACACUGAUAUGUCUCUCUGGCAGUGUCCUUCUGACCCUUGGAAAUACAGUUCAUGCAGUCCAAAGGAGGAAGCUUACAUCACAUGUGCAGGAAUGAGACCCAAGAGCUGUCCCACUGCUGCCCCCUGCACAGAGAAACACAAGCUCCGACUCAGGAAUGGAGACACUGAGUGCUCAGGACGAGUGGAGGUUUGGCACAAUGGCUCCUGGGGCACAGUGUGUGAUGACUCCUGGAGCCUGGCAGAGGCCGAGGUGGUGUGUCAGCAGCUGGGCUGUGGCUCUGCUCUGGAAGCCCUGCAGGAGGCAGCAUUUGGCCCAGGAAAAGGGCUCAUCUGGCUGGAUGAAGUGCAGUGCAGGGGCAGGGAGUCCUCCCUGUGGGCCUGUGCUGCACAACCCUGGGGGCAAAGUGACUGCAAGCAUGAGGAGGAUGCUGGAGUGAGGUGCUCUGGUAAAAGAUCAACAUUGCCAACCACUACAGCAGGGACCAGAUCUGUCCCAAGGCCUGUCCCUGGCAUCUUCUCCCUGCCUGGGAUCCUUUGCCUCAUCCUGGGGGCCCUUCUCUUCCUGGUCCUCAUCAUCCUGGUGAUUCAACUGCACAAACAGAAAAUAGAACACAGAGCCUUGUCCAGCUUCGAAGAUGCUCUUGACCAGGCUGUGUAUGAGGAGAUUGAUUAUCUUGUAACACCAAAGAAGGAGGAUCUACUUAGCAGCCCAGAGUUCCUGUCAGAUGACUCAGUAACAAAACUGCCAUAUUACACUGGGGAUGAAGCCUCAGCUGAGAGGACUGAUGCCUUUAGCGAGGGUUAUGAUGAAGCAGAAGAGGUACCAGUGCCCCAGGCUCCUUCUGCUUCUCAGAUGGGUGAGGAGGAAGUGCCCCUGGAGGAAAAUGGAGUGAGAGUUUUUCAGACAGAGCCCCCAGGACAACAUGUCAAUGCCAUUAGAAACAGUUAUGAUGAUAUUGAAGAGUUACCUGUUCCUGAAACUCUUUCUUCCCCUGGCAUGAGAGAGAAUUUUUUUUUCCCAAAAGAGGGAGGUGAUGUCUGGUAUUCCCAAAGAGGCAUCUCUCUGCAGUCUCCUAGCAAAGCUGUCAACACUACCAUGAAAGAGAAAGGAUCCUGUUUGGUCCUGAGACAAGAAGACCCUGGGUAUGAUGAUGUUGAGCCUAGCACCAUGUAGCGCCAUUCUGGGAGCAAGUAACUCUUCAAAGAAUCUUCUGUAACAUUGUUUUCCAAUAAAUGAAAGUCCUGUUUUCUUCCUUA